Molecule: messenger RNA, 5187 nt
Organism: Cordyceps fumosorosea ARSEF 2679
Lineage: Eukaryota; Fungi; Ascomycota; Sordariomycetes; Hypocreales; Cordycipitaceae
Product: telomere length regulator protein (Rif1)
Exons: 1
Coding region: 1-5187 (1728 amino acids)
Biological process (GO): telomere maintenance
Cellular component (GO): nucleus
Source: RefSeq, a predicted model, not a curated record
AUGGCAUCUUUAGUAGACACGCCCGCGGCAACUCUCUUCACGUCGCUACCGGCUCGCCCUCCUACGCCACCCCGAGAAACCAAUCACGCUCGUGACGCGGCAACCGGACCUUCGACUAGACCUCAGCCCUGCGAUCAUCGCCUCAACCUUCACACGCCUCCCAAUGCCGGCUCUGCGGCGUCGGCCGCUGCACAAUCCAACACUGGCUCUACGCGAACAAGGAAAAGAGUCGAAUGGUCUUCCCAUACGCAGUACAAGGAGCCUGCCGACUACAGCGACGCUUCCCGGCCACCCAAACCAUCCCCGACCGCUUCUGCAACUCCUUCCUCCGCAUCGAGACCGAUCAAGGGCAUUCUCAAGCCAUCCUCCUCAUCUAGCCCGCUUAUUACAUCCCUGAACGGGGACGGCAACGGAGACGCGUCGCAAGGAAACAUGAUCGACAUGCUGGACUCGACAAUCAAGCAGCUCGCUGGCUCCGACCGCGACUCUAAGCUCGAUGCAUACAUGGUACUAGCCCGUGUUCUCAAGGCAUCCAACAACCUGCCCGAUCGUGUUGCUCUUCAGGAAAAGAUGAGCCUGUUCAUGCAGUUUAUCCAGCGCGACAUUACUGUCAAGAAUGGCAACGCAACACCCGAUACUUCUCUAAUCAACCACGCUCUCACCCUUGUCGCUACCUUCCUACAUUUUCCCGCCAUUGCCUCGACAUUAACCUCAGACUUUGGCAUCUUCAUUAUUGACCACGCCAUUCGUUCAUUCGAAGAUGCCUCGAAACUGAAAAAGGACGUCGUACGCCAUCUGAUGCAGGUGGUAGCUUUGCAAACCUUCCCGCCCAAGGUCAUGACUUCUGAUCGUGUUGGACGCUUAGUCGCCUCUCUACACAUGAUCGAAACCCAUGUUACCGGCAAGAGCAUCAUAAUGAGCAGAAUUCAGAUCUACAGACGUCUCAUAAAACAAGCGCCAAAGCACAUGACUAUAUACUCUGACUGGCUGCAGGACAUGUUCACAGACAUGCUAAGCAGCAUCAAAGAGAUUAGAUCACAGGCAAUUGGCCUUGGCAACGAAGCUGGCUUCAGCUUGCGAUCCGAAAAGCCAUUGACGCGGAGAGCGACCGAAAUUAUGCAAGCGACCAGCGAAGGCGAGGCGUACAUGUCCUUCUACAUCUCGCGGCUAAACGAGAUGAUCAAAGACAGGCAGACGUCAUCUGCUGUUCCGCAAAUAUGGAGCGUUGUCAUUUUAUUUCUCAAAUGCCCCCUUGAGCGAUGGCAGUAUUACGCACCAUGGUUGACCCUUGUUCAGUUGGCAUUCAACAUGACUGAUAGCUUAACAAAACAAGAAGCCAACUACGCGUGGAACAGAUACGUAUAUCUAUCUCUGACCGAGAACAAGCUUUCUCCCAAAGUGCUAGCGACACUUUGCCAGCCUUUAAUGAGUCAGCUUCGACGAAAAUCAUCGCCAAAGCAGUUGGAAGAAGCCUCGAAGCUGAAGCGCACUGUUCUUGGUGGCGUCUGCAGCCUUUACUAUUACACGUUUGCACCAGGAAAUCAAACAUACUCCGCCGAUACAGUAUGGGACAUUACUGUGCAGCCCAUCAUGAGCUUGCUCCUCAGUCUCGACGACAGUCCUGAGAUUCCUGGUGACUGCGUGAUGCAAGCCUCGCAUAUACUUGUCGGCUUACUAGAUGUUGCAACACCCCGGGUCUGGAGACAUGAUCGAAUAAUGGACCUCCCUCCUGUCAAAGCCGACGAAUUGCCGCCCAUUGAUUCGAAAUGGGUCCGAAAGAAUUGUGAGAAAGUUCUGCAACCUGUGAGCGCGAUCCUCGAAAAGAAGUUCCUCGACUUGGCCAACAAAGAGAGCUUGGCAUAUCGACUUUGGCACGUACUUGUUGGCUCCAUCGCCUCGGCCUCAGCCAAGGAUAUCAAGGUAUCGGAGGACACCGCCAAGUUCAUUGCCUGCACAUUCAGCUUCAUCGCGAAAGUCUGGUCCACUGGUGUGACUUCGGCUGAUGAGACAAAUACCGCGAAAUUCUUUACAGCCAUGGGAAACUUCAUUGCGGUUCUCGUACAGGGUCUAAGAGUGCUACCUUUUAUGGAAAAGAAGCUGUCAAUGACGUCGAACAAGUUCGAACCCAUCUUGACACCCUCUCGCCACAACGAUCAACCAGAAAGCACGCAAGGAGUUUCCCGUAUCCCCGUUUUGCAUCUUUUGCACAUGUUUGCCUCACUACCACCCGGCGCGAAGGAUGAUGAAGCCUUUAGCACAUUCUUCUCGGCGGUUUCUGAGCCAUUCUUCAAAGAUCGACCCCGCAAAAAUCGUCUCGAGCUCGCUAGAGAACUGCUGCACCAGCUUCCUCGAAACUCUACGACCCCAUUCGCACCUUGGCUACUGGCCUCGCAGAGUCUGAGCCUACUUCUCGGUGACUCGUCCGACAUUCCCGCUCCCACCAGCUCUAGCAGUGAGCAGCUUCUCGGCCCCGUUUAUCGAGAAUUUGUUUCUCUCUUGGACAGAGGACUCAUGCUGCAUCCUAACUUGCCAUUAUUGCAAUGGUCAUCAGUAUUUACCAAAGUUUGCGAACAUGCUAGAUGUCAAGCUGGCGAUGCCGGGCUUGCGUUGGCAGUCGUCGAACCAUUGGCAAAAGCCCUCGCGGACUCUGUUCUUCCGAACGCAAAUGCGAUUCAACUGCAACAACUCACGAUGGCUAUCCAAGCCUCGUCGGCUCUUUUCGAAGUAGCCUAUAUACCACGAGACGCACACGCUGUGGAGGCUGCUCGUCGGAGACUGUGGGGGACCGCUCUAACAACGGCGAAGGGUAACUCGGCUGAUCCGUAUGGCCAUCUCUACAAGCUAGGGAACAGCUGCCUUAGCUCUCUUUACUCAGGAAACAAAGAUACUGUGCGGAAUGAGGAUAUCAUUCUGUUUCUCCAGUCCGUUGCCGGAUUUCUGGGCCGGUCAGGUGCCCAUGGGCUCAAGCUAUUAAACAAGUUACAGUCUGGCAUCUGCGUUUGGAUUCUGGAUGAGGACUUGCGCCUUGCUGGCGAAGGUAGCGAAUCUGUCUGCAAAGCCGUUGAAACCCUCUGGGAUCAAUCUUGCGCCAUUCUUACUAGGAAUGGUUCCUUAAGUAAGGCGCAAUUUGACGAUGCUGAGGUACUCUUCACAACAGCUUUCAAAAGCAAACAAAAAUGCAUCGUCAAGAAGGCCGCCGAUACCUGGAACAUUGUCGUUAAGGAUGAGGAAAGCGUUGAUUGCUCCGAGAGCCUCAAGUCUGUUGUGUCUUCGCUGCGCUUAAAACUGGAUAUCGUGCUGCCCGGUUCUGAAGCUGACGGGUUCGGCGCUCAAUCUGGUCGUGGUAGAGAUGACAUUAGUUUUGUUGCUCUCUCCUCGAUGUCGUCUCAUCAAGAUGGACAGCAAGAGCCGAAUAGCACAGCAGAAUCUGCGACACCGUCUCUGCAAGGCCGAGCUUCUACAAAGCGCAAUGCUGAACUCCCACCCGAGCAUGCCCGCAGCAAGCGAUCAAAGCCGUCGGCCACGCCAAAGCGCCUGCGACACGACAACUCUCAAAUCACAUUUGCCCCCAUUGUAUCAUCACCUGUGGUGGAGGAAUCGCAGCAUCUUACUGAAAGACAGAAGGAGGUUCGUGAACGCCAGCGCGGGGAACACGACAUCUAUUCCGAACAGCGGAAGCCCUCUACCAGCGCCUCAGGCGGUGAGAAGGAAGCCAGUACGGCUAAAGCUUCGGCAAGAUCGAAGCAAAAGGGCACUCCGCAAAGGGAGGCGAAGUAUGGCAAGCAUAUCACCUCCACACCCACACCAAGACGUGGCCAGGUCCUUCAACUGGACGACUUGAACGAUCCGCCAUCCUCGCCGCCACUGCCCCGGCCAUGCCCUCUACUUUCAGAGCUGAAGCCUCGAUCAAGGGCGGGAAAUGCGCUGGAAAACUGGGAGUUCUCAUCGCCACCUGGAUCUCCAGUCAUUAACCAAACUGGGAGCACGGAGGCUGAGAACGCUGAACCAACUGCACUGUCCGAGCUACAACAACCAGCUGCUGGCAUGGUUACUAGAAGUCGCCACCGCAGAAGUCAUGGACCGGAUGAGCCAGUCAAGAUAAUUCCAUCCAGCCUUGACAUGGAGAAGGUCAAUGACGAUGCUCAGCCUCAGGCCAAAGAGCGCAAGAAAUCCAUACCUCGGAAAACAAGGUCACGGACUUCAAUAGAUCCGGCUGCACAGCCCCCGAGAGAACCGGCUGUUGAGGCUUUGGAGGUGGAGCAAGCUCAGAAGGAAGCAAAAGUCGUGGAAGCGGCCAGCUCGAAAGGGGCUGCUGAGGUUGGUAAAACAUCCCGAAGACGCAAAUCGUUGCGCGGUAAGGCUGCAGCAGCAGAACAACCCAGGGAUAGUGAAUUGCCAAUCUCUAUUCCUAGCUCAGCACCUGAGGACACCGGUGUCGCACCUUCUUCCUCUGUUCUGCCUUUUACCCCUGCCGGUAAGGUGGAAAUUGGCAAGGCUGGCGGGUCAGAAAAAGGUAAACGAAAGCGAUCUGGGCUUUCCAGCGUCGGCAACACGCCUAAAAAGCGUUGUUCUCAAGAGCGAGAGCCCGAACCCGUGACCGAGUCAACGCAUGGGGCGACAGUCCGAGAGCGGGACGUGCCGACUGCUGAAGAUGACUCGGAAGAGUCCCAAUCUCUUCCGGAGCUUAAACGCACGGAGGACACUAUAGCAAAGGAUGCUAAGAGCCCUGGGCUACAGAAUCAGCGUGCUGAGAAACGAAAUCGCUCCCGACGCAAAGGCAAACAGAAGCGCAACAGCACCGUGGCCAGACGCCAUAAGGAAAACGUGGACACGAAUGACAGCACUGUGGGCGGACGCCGUAAGGAAGGCGCAGACACGGAUGAAGAAGUCAUGUCGCAGCUCGUCACCGAGGCCAGGGCUGCGACUGCGAGCGAGGCCAAGGCGGAAGCUGACGAGGUGGAGGCCGCGUUGCCACAGGAGGUCCCGUCGGGGAACCCUGGCGAGGUGGAUGAGCCGGCCCCGGCAGAAGCGCCCAAACCGUCCUUCAUGGACACUCUCCGCCAGGGCCUCGACCAGCUCCGCAGCACGACGCUAUCCCGUGACGAGGUAUACAAGAUGGAGGAGAUGCUUAUGGACAUGAAGCGCGAGAUAUACGAGGCUGAAUUCCGCGGAAGGAAUAGGCAGUGA